Candidozyma auris is the source of this 2682-nucleotide messenger RNA. It is a transcript of the gene NAM7, whose product is annotated as ATP-dependent RNA helicase NAM7. The record is from RefSeq and is a predicted model, not a curated record. The transcript has a single exon. Gene Ontology annotation, molecular function: RNA binding; zinc ion binding; ATP binding. Lineage: Eukaryota; Fungi; Ascomycota; Pichiomycetes; Serinales; Metschnikowiaceae. Gene Ontology annotation, biological process: nuclear-transcribed mRNA catabolic process, nonsense-mediated decay. Bases 1 to 2682 code for a protein of 893 amino acids. Gene Ontology annotation, cellular component: cytoplasm.
AUGUCCCACGUACAGUCGGCCGCAGCCGACGUUUUGGACAUUUCUGCGCCGGCAGCACCCACACCGCUGCCGCCGUCUCCCUGCGCGUGUGCCUACUGCGGCAUAGAUGCGCCAAACAGCGUGGUCAAGUGUGACUCGUGCAACCGCUGGUUUUGCAACGGCAAGCUGCACCUGGCUGGGUCCCACAUCGUCACCCACCUUGUGCUCCUGAAACACCAUGUGGUCAGUCUCCACGCGCAGUCCGAGCUCGGCGCCGAGACCUUGGAGUGCUACAACUGUGGCUCCCAGAACAUCUUCAUGCUCGGAUUCGUUUCUGCCAAACACGAUUCAGUUGUGGUGAUCUUGUGCCGCAUGCCGUGUGCUCAGCUGAGAGACAUCAACUGGGAGACCAACGAGUGGCAGGCGUUGAUCAGCGACAGGCAGCUUUUGCCCUGGGUGGCCUCGGUUCCGCUGGAUGAAGAAAUGGCGGUUUCCAGAAAAGUCACCCACGAACAAAUCACCAAGCUCGAGGCCCAGUGGCGCUUGAACAAAGAUGCCACCAUCGACGACUUGGACAAGGUUGAGGCCGAGCUGGACGAGUUGAUGCCGGUGCUUUUGCGCUACCAGGAUCUGUUUCAGUACCAGAAUGCGUUUGCACCUUUGGUAGAGGCCGAGGCGCUCUGCGAUAAGAGUCUCAAAGAGCUGCAGGCUUUGGAGCAUAUUUCUGUGCGGUGGGAGGUGGCAGAGAAUGGGCGAAACGUGGCUUCGUUUGCGCUUUCGACUGCUGAAAAAUCCAAUUUGGUCGUAGCAGUAGGUGAUGAGAUAAUUCUUCACUACAGAGAGCCCGGCGCCGACAGCGACACGUGGAGCGGCAAGGGCUUUAUUGUGAGGUUGCCUGGAGUCAGGCUGGAGGAGUUUUCCUUGGAGCUUCUUCCGGUGAACGAGGAGCCUCCUUCUCAUGCUACCACUGGGUUCACUGCCGAGUUCGUGUGGAAGGGCACGUCAUACCUGCGCAUGCAAAAAGCGCUCCAGGUGUUUGCUACCGAAGAAGAGAGCGUGUCGUCGUAUAUUUUCCAUAAGCUUUUGGGCCACGAGGUGGUGCCUGUUGUCUUUUCCAUGACUACGCCUAAAAAGCUUUCCGUGAAGCGCUUGGCGCAUUUGAACGAUUCCCAGGCAAACGCUGUGGCCACGGUUUUGCAAAGACCCCUUUCACUCAUCCAGGGUCCCCCAGGAACAGGCAAAACCGUCACCUCUGCUACAAUUAUCUACCAUUUGGUGCGUCUCCACAAACACAAGGUUUUGGUGUGUGCUCCUUCGAACGUUGCCGUGGACCACUUGGCGCACAAGCUCGACACAAUAGGCAUUCGUGUGGUGAGGCUCACGGCGAGACUGAGAGAGGACGUCGACAGCUCGGUGGCCGAUUUGGCCCUCCACAAGUUGUUGGAGGUGCGGGCGCUGAAGAAAAUACAGAAGUUGAUGCGCCGCAAAAGAGAUGGCGAGCUGCUUCCCGAUUCGAGUGAGAAGAUGUUGUAUGGAGCGUUGAAAAAGCUCGAAAAUGACAUCAUCGGCGGUGCCGAGGUUGUGUGUUGCACUUGUGUGGGAGCAGGCGACCAGAGACUCUCAGGAUACAAUUUCCGGUCUGUUUUGAUCGACGAGAGCACCCAGGCGACCGAGCCCGAGGUGUUGAUCCCGAUCGUGAAGGGGCUGAAACAGGUGAUUUUGGUGGGUGACCACCAGCAGCUUGGGCCGGUGAUCAUUGACAAAAAAGCCGGCGAGGCGGGCUUGAAACAGCUGCUUUUCGAACGUCUUAUAGCCUUGGGCCACCUGCCGAUCCGUCUCGAGGUCCAGUAUAGAAUGCACCCGGCGCUUUCCGAGUUCUCCUCCAACAUGUUCUACGAAGGGUCGCUCCAAAACGGCGUCAACCUGGAAGAACGCGCCUGGCGAGGCCUGACGUUCCCCUGGCCCGUUCCUGACUGCCCCAUGAUGUUCUGGGCCAACUACGGUAAGGAGGAGAUCUCUGGGUCCGGCAUAUCGUACUUGAACCGAGUUGAAGCGAUGAACGUAGAGAAAAUCAUCACCAGGCUUUUCAGAGAUGGCGUUAGACCCGAUCAGAUCGGCGUGGUGACUCCCUACGAGGGCCAGAGAGCGUACAUUGUCCAGUACAUGCUGAUGAACUCGCUGAUUGUGGAAAGAAGGUCCCAGUAUGCUGAUGUUGAAGUGGCUUCUGUGGACGCCUUCCAAGGCAGAGAAAAGGACUUCAUUAUUCUCUCGUGCGUGCGUGCCAACGAAGACAGAGCCAUUGGGUUUUUGAAGGACUCUCGGCGUAUGAACGUGGCGUUGACCAGAGCCAAGUACGGCUUGGUAAUCUUGGGCAAUCCUCGGUCGCUUUCCAAGGACAACUUGUGGAAUUUUCUCUUGAUUCACUUUAGAGAACGUGGAUGCCUUGUGGACGGGCCCUUGGACAAUUUACAGAUGUCGAUGGUGCCUUUGGGCAAUCCGAGCGAAAAGAGGCGUCAGCAACCGCCUGUGGGGAAUGGGCCACGGCCAAGUUUUGACGAUUUUGAGACCCAGAGUAUGCUUUCGUAUGUGCCUGAAGAUCCAGCUUUCGGCCACAAUGACGAUGCCAAGUGGCCAGCUUUGGGCGCUAUUGACGACGAUGUGAGGAAGGCAGCGGAAAUGUUUGCCAAGGGCUUGAACAUUUAG